CAAACAUCCAGUAGAACUCGACUUCCUCUAGGUGGAACUAACGGAGAUUUUCAAAAAGUGUGGAAAGAAGUAUGGAAAAAAGGAAGACGGUUGUGCAGUUUCGCCUUGAUGAGGACGAGAGGGAAACAGCUGCAAUUACAAUUCAGAGAGCUUGGAGAAGAUGGCUGGAUUGCGGUGUGUUUCAGUUCUAUAAAGAUCUAAUAGGUUUUAAGCAAUGCGGGGACCCUUCAUAUCUGAUGAGGUAUAUUGAACCUAGAGAGGCAGAAUUCUUAGAUGCUGCAGCUGGGGUCCAUAUCAGAUUCAGACUAGGUGGGGCAAAGUUUCCUCCAUGCAUAUAUUACAAAGUCUUUACCCACAGACCUGUUGUGGAUAUGUGUGCUAACAGUCCUAGAGACUACGCAAAGCUUGCAACCCUAAAGGGGCAACGGGGAAAACCCCACAGAGAAAACAAGGAGGACUUGAGUGGCUGGUACCAACGGAUAGAGAAUAACGGCUGGAGACUUCUUUCCCCCAGGUUCUUCAGGGGUCUGGACAGCAUAACUGCUGAAGACAACGUUAAAGUAAAGGAUUUUCGUUUUAACAAGUUGCAGAAAAGACAAGACAUAGAGAGAAAAAAGAAAAAGAAAAAAAUAGAGUGGCUGAAACGAAUGUACUAUGGAUCACAACUGCAGGUUAAAACGCUGGACCCAACUAAAACCUUAUUAAUCCAAAGAGCUGCAGAAGGAUUCAUUGCCUGCCUGGGAAAUGAAGGACUAGAUAGUGUGACGGACUGGGAGGUGGAUGAAAUGUUAAAGUGGACAAGUGCACUCAACUAUGAAGAGUACGCCGAGAAGUGGAAAACAAUCGGAACAAGCAAGUUUUCAGAAGACGUCUCAGGUUUCUGGUUGAGUGAAUACUGCAAACCUGCCGAAGUGUCUGAGGGACCAGGGGAGCUCCAAAAAUUGUCGCCACGUCGACCGAAGGAGAAUCCGGUAAAAAAAAUGUCAGUUUCAAAAAGUAUCCUAUACAAUUGAGGAUAAAUUUCAGAUGGCGGGAGAAGCCUGCAAAAAUACAAGUAUUCGUGGGAAUGUCAACUCCUUAAGUACUAAGUAAAAUGAAGCUUCAGGAGAUAAAAAGUAACUCUGCAGGUAGACUGUAUAAAGAGAAUCCCUGUUGCAUGUUCUUGUAUUUCCUGACACACGAAUAGCCUUUCCAACUCAGUUUGAAGUUAGAUCUAACUGUACUGUACUGUAAAGUUAAAUAAUUUGUACUCAUAUAUAUAUAGGGUUAAAAAAUUGUUAAAUGAAGUUUGAAGUUAGAUCUAACUGUACUGUACUGUAAAGUUAAAUAAUUUGUACUCACAUAUAUAUAUAGGGUUAAAAAUUGUUAAAUGAAGACUGCUCCUUAAUUUUACUUGCCUAGAAUAUUUUUUAAUGAUUGGAUUAGACUGUUGCUUUGUCUUGCUUAAGUUAAAAUAAAGCCGCGGGGGGAGCUCUCUCUCAGUCUAUCAGACUGAGAACAACGAGCAAUCCUUGGCAAG
This is a messenger RNA of Sphaerodactylus townsendi, 1519 nucleotides long. RefSeq names its product linkage group 04 C11orf65 homolog (gene LG04H11orf65). NCBI's taxonomy places the organism in Eukaryota, Metazoa, Chordata, Lepidosauria, Squamata, Sphaerodactylidae. The transcript has 9 exons. The record is from RefSeq and is a predicted model, not a curated record. Bases 72 to 1013 code for a protein of 313 amino acids.